AUGGCUUUAUUUUUUAAGACUAUAACAUUGGUAGCUUUCGCUUCUUCCGCUCUAUCAAGUCACGCUCCAGCUGGAUACUCAUAUAACCGCUUCAGCGGUCCAGUUAGUGGGAAGAUUGUUGAAGUUCAGGUCCCAGCAGCUCAUGGAGUCCCGGCCCAGCAGCACGCUGACUAUGGAUACGAUCAUCAGGCGGGCAAAAUCCACCCAGAGACAGCUAAAUACGAUAGACUGAAGACUGUUGAUUAUGUCGCCAAGCCAGACUACCACUACGCCUAUGGAGUAGAAGAUCCUCACACUGGAAACCAACAAAACCAUAAAGAAUACAGAGACGGUGACGUCGUUCACGGGGAGUACUCCCUCGUUGAGCCCGAUGGUUCUCUGCGUUUGGUUAAAUACACAGCUGACCCUAAAAAUGGAUUUAAGGCGACAGUACAUAAACAACCUGCGGGGCACCAGGCACCAAGACAGGCGCAUGCGCAGCACAGACAUGAAGAAAAUGAAAACGAUUACUAG
Leptosia nina is the source of this 513-nucleotide messenger RNA. NCBI's taxonomy places the organism in Eukaryota, Metazoa, Arthropoda, Insecta, Lepidoptera, Pieridae. The record is from the annotation of a GenBank genome assembly.